This is a messenger RNA of Salvia splendens (bonfire salvia), 971 nucleotides long. Its product is annotated as nudix hydrolase 22, chloroplastic. Gene Ontology annotation, molecular function: coenzyme A diphosphatase activity. Gene Ontology annotation, biological process: coenzyme A catabolic process. The record is from RefSeq and is a predicted model, not a curated record. The transcript is spliced from 4 exons. Lineage: Eukaryota; Viridiplantae; Streptophyta; Magnoliopsida; Lamiales; Lamiaceae. The coding region runs from base 71 to 787 and encodes 238 amino acids.
GUAGAAAAUAGAUCGGUGUUUUGGAGGUGGAGCUAGAUCUCCGUUCUCGUUUUCCAAACCGACUCCUACGAUGCCGCUUGACGGUUCGGGAAGAUCAGAAAAGCUUCUCGAAUUAGCUAAACGCAUCCGCCACGAAAAUCGCAAUCAAAAUCCUGAUGCCAACGUCACUCUCGGUAAUUCAAGAGCUCAUGAAUCUCAAUUUGCACCUGGACCCAUCGAGCGCAAUAGAGCUGCAGUUUUGAUUUGUUUGUUUGAAGAUGAAAACGGUUAUCUUCGCGUGAUUCUCACUAGGAGAUCUUCAAAAUUAUCAUCCCAUUCCGGUGAAGUUGCUUUGCCCGGAGGGAAAAGGGAUGAACAUGACAGUGAUGAUGUUGCUACGGCGUUGAGGGAGGCUCAUGAGGAAAUUGGAUUGGAUCCUUCUAUGGUGGAAAUUGUAGCGGUUCUUGAACCUUUUCACACUAGGAUAAAUAUUGCUGUAGUUCCAGUGAUAGGGGUGAUGUGGGAUAAGACGGCCUUCGAACCUACCCUCAAUGCAGCUGAAGUGGAGUCUGUAUUCGAUGCUCCGCUGGAAAUGUUUCUCAAGGAUGAGAAUCGGAGACAAGAGGAGCAAGACUGGAAGGGUCACAAAUAUUUGCGUCAUUUCUUUGAUCAUCAAAUCGAUAAUGAGAUGUAUGUAAUAUGGGCUCUGACUGCUGGAAUUUUGAUCAAGGUUGCAUCUGUUGUUUACCAACGGCCACCGUCUUUUGAAGAGCGCCGGCCUCCAUUCUGGAGUAUAUGCAACCGAUGAAGGUAAUGGUGUACGUGUCUAUAUAUCAUGUAUAUCUUGUAUCGUUUGUGAUUCUAUGAUUUCUAGACUAUCCAGCUCUGAAAGGAUAAAUAUCCUAUAUUGAAGACUUCUGUUAACUUCAAUUUUCUUUCAUUUAUUGGAUUAUUGGAAUAUAUGAAAGGAUUUAGUGUCUUCUCCCACAAAA